Messenger RNA from Pocillopora meandrina, 8364 nucleotides. Lineage: Eukaryota; Metazoa; Cnidaria; Anthozoa; Scleractinia; Pocilloporidae. The record is from the annotation of a GenBank genome assembly.
GCUUAAGACAUUUCAGGCUGGGGAAAGAUGUUAUUACUGAGGUUUUUCCGAUCGCAUGAGCCGCCUGUUGUGUGCCAAGAAUACAAACAUGGGAAAUUACGCAUUGCUUUGCAACCUGAUUUUACUCGUUCAAGUUUCCAUGCAAGGUAGGCUUAAAAUUUAUUACAGAUUGUUAUUUCUGAGCCAUCCAAAAAGAGGAAAACUCGUCCAAAAUUUUUAAUUGUUUACCAAGCUGUUUUACUUCGGGAACUUAGUGCAACUUGCAGAAACUGGAAGCGACUGGGAUAGAAUUAUGAGCUGGAAAAUUCGUCUCAGUUACAUAUCUAGUUUGUUCAAAGAAACAUGAUUGGCAAACUUAAAGGGCGAUUGGGUACGCGUUUAAGUUUCAGUUCUGCAGAGAUGAAUUGAAAUCAUUGAGUCAACUACAAAACAUCGUAUCUUCAGUAGCAUUUUUUCGCUAUCUUCUUCAGACGGAAACGAGCCUAUUGCAUCUUGAUAAGAAUGUUGCAAAACAAUUAAUGGAAAACACAGACUUUGAUUGUACUCGGAUGAUUGUCUUUCCACAACAUCGUAUGAUCUGUGUCGUGACAAACAUGCAGUAACAAGCAUACAUAAACCGAACGGUUUCCUGCAAGUUUCUUUGUUUCACGUAAAGCAUUUUCUCUUGUUGUUUUAUUGCGACGCAACAUCUUCGAAAGGCAUGACUCAGAAAUUGAAGAAUAAUUAUGAUUUAUUUUGUUUUCAUGUUAGCCUCUAAUUGGCACUUUCCCAAAUUUUAAACUCAAAAAUAAAAAUGAACGAAUAAAUUAUCGUAAUAAAAUAAUUCUAAUUUCGACUGGUUCCAUAUGAGUACAUAUGCAUAUCUGCAAUUUUGUAGAAAAUUACUUAAUUAAAAUGCGGUUAUCGCAUUUACGUUGCGUGACAUCAGCAGGUUGAUGAAAGAAUCUUGUUUAUUUUAACUACUGCUACAUUAAACUAUCUUGUUUUACAACAAUGGGAAGAUCCCUUUACCGACUAAACGUUUAUCCUUAACACUGAAGGGCAGAUUAUUGCCGAAGCUGAUUUGGGACGCAAAAUGAGAUGUUCUUGCUUAGUACAAAACCAUUAAAUUGCCGUGAUUAAAAGGAUCACCGAAUCAAAACAAACUGCAUCAGAAAUGAUUGGGUACGAUUUCGGGUCGCUGAGUAUGGAAAUUUCCUGAUAAAUAAAUUUAAUCAAAAAUGCAUGGGUCGCACUUUCUAAUUGUGUCACUGAAUAAGAAACAAUCUCAUGUUAUUCAUUUGGCUCUGUGCCCUGAUAUGUUUUAAGUUAAGCCGCUAAAAAAAUAAUUAAAGAAUUUAAAACUUGACAGAUUAGUGCUUUUAAUUUGACUACGGGUAAUAGAAAAGUACUGAGGAUCUUUUCGACCUUCGACUUGGCCUUCGUUGACUUGCAAGAGACAAUCCGGCAACGAGGAGAAGCGAAAAAACAGCUGUGAUUGAUAAGCAUAUCUAAUGCUUUAGAUUGUGAAAGCUUUUCUAUCCAUCGUUAGCGUGGACAAAGAAUAGCUGACAGUGCUUUUAGCUGGAGUCUACGUUUAAAUGUCCCCUUAGGAAUUAAAGAAGAAUUUAAUGAAAAUUCAAUUCAUCUCAACCUCAGGACAGGCAUGGAUUUGUCACUACAAUUCUACCCUUACACUGUAAUUAUAAUAUUUCUUACAGGGAGCCCAUCAUGUAACAGCCCUGCGGUUUCUCACGGGCUUCCUUGCUACCUUUCAGUCCUUUUUCACUCUUGGAAAUUGAUUAUUAAAUAAUGGCAAAAGAAAUAAAUUGACUAAAGAACGUAAGUGAGGUGUUUGUGAUAAGCAUUGACGAGGAACUAAUCGCAUUGAAGAAUGAUAUUUUAGAAUAUAUUAGAAAAUGGCAUUAACGCUUUGACUAAGUACCAUUUCCAAACGUUAAUGUACGGCUCGUUGACGUGGUGCAAGACCGGAGCCCCAUAACUGUCUGUGUUUCUGUCCAUAUGUCUGUCAAUUCGUUCGCUCGUGCAUUCGUCCGUCUGCCGGUCUGCCUAUUUGUCUUUCUGCGUCUCUCUCUGUCCAUUUGACUUUCUCUUUGUCCGUCUGUCUGACCGUUUGCCCGUUGUUCCGUCCAUUCGUUCGGCUGUUCAUCCGUUUGUGUGUAAAUUCUUGUAUUCCUGUCUCUCUCUACCUGCCUGUUUGUCUGUCUGUCUUUCUGUAUCCCUUCUUUGCUAUCUGUGUCUGCCUGCCUGUUUGUCUGUCUGUCUUUCUGUAUCCCUUCUUUGCUAUCUGUGUCUGCCUGCCUGUUUGUCUGUCUGUCUUUCUGUAUCCCUUCUUUGCUAUCUGUGUCUGCCUGCCUGUUUGUCUGUCUGUCUUUCUGUAUCCCUUCUUUGCUAUCUGUGUCUGCCUGCCUGUUUGUCUGUCUGUCUUUCUAUAUGCCUUCCUGUUCUUCUUGCUAUCUCUGUCUGACCGUCUGCCUGCCUGUUUAUCAAUCUCAUUUUAUUUUUCUCUUUGUAUCCAUGUCCAUUUAAUAUCACUGACGUUUUCAUUUUCCAUCUGCAGCUGUAACGAUCAUCGACCCCCUGCCGCAAAACGUCUUCGCCAUUAGUGGUUCACAGGUUCAUUUCACUUGUAUCUUUGUCGGUGACAACGGACUGCCUCCUGUUAGGGUGAAGUUUCAAAGGAGAAAAUUACUUCCAAAUUACGAAGAAAAGUGGUUAGACAUUCCGGAAACGGAGACGGUAUUUCAAACUAACAAAACAGAAGGUUAGACCAGUAACUUCUAGCCCGGUAUAGCCGUAGUUUGUUGGGGAGACGGGAGGGUAGGCCAUCGAUGUCUAUUGAUCUCGAGGCAGUUCUCUGAGUGGAAAUGUUUACUUAGUGGCUCAUCAUCAAAAACGCAUUGCAGGCUUGACAAAGAGUGUUACUGCUCUUUCCCGAUGAGAAGGGAGUCUAAUAUAGGUCGUGUCUUGCUGCUAUCGACUGUCAUACUGGUUUUUCAAAUCAUUUCACUGAUUGGUCAAUCAUAUUAUGAACCCCUGGGGAAACGGUGCGGUUUUUUGAGAGGUUACAAAAAAGGUCAUAUCCUGAGAGUUGUGAUUUGAUAUCAGUUGCCCUUUCCAGUAAUGAUUGUUGGCAUGAAACGAAAUUACAAGCCUGGUUCUGAGGCUCAGACUUUGAACGUUACUGAAAGACGCAAAAAAUCAUUAGGGAUAGGCACAUUAUAACUAUCGUAUGCUUUAGUCGGUAAAACAAUUUUCUGGAGCUUAAUUAGGCUCUCCUCCUUAGUCUGUAAAGUGAGUUUUUGUCGCAGAGUUAUGCUUCGCAGUCCACGUGGAAAUAAACAUUCCAAAACAUCUCUGCACAGGGAACAAAACAACCGCAACGUUGUACUUUACCAACAUUACAAUCGAAGAUGAUACCUCUAAGGGGAGACACGCGUGCACCGGAUAUUCUUCCAAGGGCGGAAAAGAAGAAAGACACGGUUUCACCAUCCAUGUCACUGCAGGUGAGUCACUUGAAGUAUCAACGAUAUGAUUGGAUUAUCAAGUGGAAGGUCGUCGCAGACAAAUGCGUAAGAGUACCUUGAUCCUCUCCCGCAAAAGAUUUACAACGCCCUACGGCACGAGAGGUCGAGAUGCACCAAAAUUGCACGUAAAAUGAAAACAUUUCUCGCGUUUAAUAAAACUUCUCUAUUUCCAAAAGUGUUUAUUUUGAAACCUUCCAAUCUUAAAAGUCUUUUUUGACAUAGGGGAAUUAAUAAUUACUUUGUCCGCGAAUUUGGCUAGUAAAGGAUGAACAUAUUGAUGUAGAUCCCACCCAGGUGCUGAUCAACAGCAGAACUGUCGUUUAGUGUUUCAAGAUGGAAUUUUUUGAACGUUUGGAAACACUUGACCGUUAAGGGGCGUCUCGACUUAUUCGAGGCAUUUGAAAUAGACUGCGAAAAUGUCUCUUUUUGGAGCCACAAACGACCUCCAACAUAGAGCAGCGUUGCAAAAUUAACAAAACAUGUUUAAGUGUCCAACGCAUUUCGCUUGAAUGACGAAGACGUUUUUUUUGUAGACUUUUGAUAUGAAAGCAUCUGUUCGGUGGCCUAGUUAUUCAGUUGUUAGGUCAGUUAGCAAGUCAGUCAGUCGGUCUCGUAGUCAGUCAAAUAAAGAGUCAGUUAGUCAGCCGAUCUGUCAAAGUAAUCGAUUAACACCGGCUGUCAAUUAGUCAGUUAGGCGUGCAGUCACUGCAGUGUAUCAGUCAGUCAGGCAGACAGUCAAUUUCUACGUCAAAAAGUCAGGAAUUAAGUCAAUCUGUCGGCAGAUUAAACAGUCUGUCAGUUAGUCAGCCAGUCAGUCAUUUAGUCAGUCAGUCAGUCAGUCAGUUAGUCAUUCGGUUGGUUAAUCAGUCAGUCUGUCAUUCUUGUAGUCAUUCAAUUACUCAUAAUUGUAGUCCGUUUUCGGUUUGUCGGUCAGUCGGUCAGUCCGUCAAUGAGUCAGUUACUCAGUGAGUGAAUGAAAAUUCACCCUUUCCAGCAAUUGAUCCGUAACUCAUUAAGUUAGUCAAUCCUUGCACCAGUCUAUCACCCCGGAAGGCAUUUGUUAUCCGGUAGGGAUUCAUCGAAAUGGAUUAGAUCAAUAACCAUUACCUCACCGUUUUUUUCAUUCUCAUUUUAAUUUUUCAUUGUUGUCGUUUGUCUCUUAUAGUCGAGGACUUGCCCGUGGCUCGGCUUAUUCCGAACAUUACAGUAUCUUAUGGAGACAGUGCCAGGCUUUACUGUAAUCUGACCCACAAUAAUAACGAGCAAACCACACCUAUAAAAAAAGUGACGUACUUAAAAAAUGGCAAACACGUGAAAACUACAACUGAUGUCAAUCAGCCGUUAAUCUUCAAUUCUGUCGGUACAAGAGAAGGUGGAGACUAUCGAUGUAGAAUCACCGUUUACCUUAAAUCCUUACAAUCUUACGAUGUUAUGUCGUCGGCAGCAUAUCUCCACGGUAAGUGCAAGAAUGAGGGUUGUAAUUAGAAAUGCCAAAAGGAAAAACAAUAAAAGAUAAACUUCACAUUUGAGUCCGUAAGUACGACACGAUGGCCUGGAGGCGAGUUUGGCUAAGAUGAACUCAAGAGGUUUCGGAAUAAACCAGACGAAAAGCUGGAAGGAUUACCUUCGAUGCAUGACGUCAAAGAGGAGCAGCAAGCCCCCAUUACUUCCGGGGUAAACUCAGGCCAGGCAAAAAUGGCCCCCUUGGAUCGUGAGAAUAAAUCCUUCAAAACCUUACAUCGGUGAUCAUAUCCAUCAAACUGUUCUCUUUACAUUUUGUUUGGUAUUGAAGAGUAGAACAACCCCUUAAGUCAGGAAUCAUUAUCUUUAUUGCCGUGACACUGAUGUUUGAUUCAGCGAAGCCGGUUAGAUGCCGGUCACUCCGGGGGCUGGCGGUCUCUCUGGCGAUCUCUCAGGGCUAAAAAAAACCAUACCAUUUAAAAGUAGUAAUGCAGAAAUGAAAUAAAUCUUAUUUUGAUUUGUUUAUGAUAAUAUGUCUCGAAAUGAUCGUGACAGGUGAGCUGUAAUAGAAGAAAUUUGAAACUGAUUCGUAACAUGUUUUCCGCUAAUAGUCAUAGUGUACUUCACGUGUGAGGAUCAUUUGGCUAUUUGUUACAUUAAAGCGGGAGCGAGAUUUUAUUUUUCUUUUUUUAAUAACUGUGCCAUGGGUUUUGUUUGUUUGUUUUUUUCUUUCUGUUGAAGUUUCGUGAAAAAAUGUUGUUGUAAAAGUACGCCGAACACGUAGCGUUUAGCGGUAUAAUAAACUUCUUAUUCGUCCAGCAUACUCGAGAUCGUACUGGUAGAACAUCAGGCCACGGUCUCCUUAUACGGACUUUGCGAAGUAUGUUGUAGGUGGAUAUCAAACCAGUAUUCUCACAGCAAGGCCUUGCCUUAGUUAAUCAGAUAUAUAUUUUUCCCAUGAACAUCUUCAACCUUGGAAAUUAUUGAAAAUUUGCAAUAACUAUAUCUUUUUCCAACAGUUCGUGUACGUUUUCCUAUCAGUGAGGUAAAGUUAACAGCUGACAUUGGGGAUAGCGUGGCUAUGGUUUGCAGCGCUGAAGGUUAUCCUUUGAACAUAGAAUGGAGGAGAAAUUUCGAGGGAAAAAGUGCCAUUAUCAAACGUAAGAUAUCCUCAGCUUCCUUUAUAGAAUGUUUGAUUUUCUUCUCCCAUAGUUUGUCCUCUUUCUAAACACAAUUUUUUUUAAAUUUCUGUCAGCGAUUUUUUUGUUAUUUUUGUGUGUUGUUUUCUUGGUAACUUCUGUGCAGAUUUAGCUCAUUGAGAUAUUUUUGAUUGGCUUCCUUUAGCCAAAAAGGAAAAUACGACAAUGUCACUGUUGAAAUCAAAGAUUUCGACUUUAAAGUUAGCAGCAGUUCCUAAAUGUAGGAUUUUGCAGCCUUAUGGUUUCAUGUUUGACUGCUGGCGCAAAUGAUCCAUCACGGCUUUUCACUACAAGGCCCCCCUCAGUGAGAGUACUGUAAACAACUAAAACGUUUGUUGUGAUUUUUUCUCACAGCCAAAGGCCGUUUCAUACUUCAGGGUGAAUGCAGUUUCUGUGAUUCGAUCCUCGUUAUUCAGAACGCCACCGCAGAGGAUUCUGGGAACUACUCAUGUAGUGCAAGUAACGGUCCUGGUCAGCAGUUUUUCCUUGUCAAGGUGGCCAACGGAACUUUAAUAAACGGUAAUAAACUUCACUCAGCUUUUGAAAUUUACUUGCUGUGGUUUGUUCUCUGCCCUAUGGGUCUGCUGUUGUGUGUCUCAAAAUGUGCAUCCACUGCCUGGUUUUUGAUGGUUCGUUCCAGUCACUCGCUGGAUGAUUGGCUGGAUUAUUUCUCAAUGCAUUUUAUUUUCCGCUAACACCAUUAAAAACAUGUUUUCCAACGAAAAGAUAAGUUGUAUUGGUUAAAAUCCUCUUAUAUGGCUAAGUAAAGAAAAUUUAGAUUCACUUGCACUUUUUGAGAGGAGAAAAUUAUUUAAAAUUCUGAUGCUAAUAAAAAUUAACAACAAUUGACAGCAUUCGCUUCUGAUAUAACUUUUAAAAACAAAACAAAAAGGUACUCACGCCUGUACAAUAAGUCUGACAUGGCAGUUAAGCUCGAUGUUAAAGUAACUAUUUUUGGACUAAAAAAUUAACAUUUUUCACAAUGUAAAAUUUUUGUUUUAUUUUAAUUUUCAGUGGCGCAUGCAACCUCAGUUCCAAAUCAUUUGAAAAUCAUCAUGCCAGCGUUCCUGUGGACUUGGUGGAAUUCAUUUUAGACAUGAGAAAAAAAAGGCACUAACGAAGAACAGCUCCCGGUGAAUUAGACCGAAAAAGAAAGCAAAGUAGUCGUGAUCAGUUUUGUAAAUCACCUGUUGCGCAGCUAGAUGAUAGUGAUGAACCCGCUGAAGAUGAAAAGACGCAUCAUUUACAUAUUGAUAGUUAAGCCACCUACAUAAGAUUCCUUUUUGAAAAAUAACGUAAGCUGUGACAAUUUUAUUUAAAAUUAGGACGAUAUGUAGAUGUUUAAGUGAACACUGAGACGUUGUCUCAUGGCAUGGAAUGCCACAAAAGCUGGCGCUUUUUCUAGUAGGAAAUUGUUAACGUAGCGUAGAAUUGCAUGACAAGUUGAUCUCCGUAAAGCACGCUAUCCAUCAAGUUUUGUAGAAUCGAUUUUUUGCGGUUAGCAAAUUUACUUAUGAUUGCAGUGAAAACUUAGUUACAUCGACUGUAAAAUAAUAGUGGUAAAUAUUAUGAUGGCCGUAAAAUUAUGAAUCGUCUUUACCGUUGAGUCUUAUCAUCAUCAUUAUUAUUAUUAAUAUUAUUAUUAUUUGCGCGGUAAUAGAUUUAAAAAUACUUUUCUAAAGUGAUAGAGAAGUAAAUCAGUUUAUUUACUCGUGAAUGUAUCGUAUUUAUUGCAAGAUUUGACCUUUUUACAAAGCAUUUACAUGUUUUAAAAAGGCCACAUAUUAGGGAUUAGAUUUCAAAGUUAGUAUCCUUUGGGAGCAGUAUUGAUACCGUUUGGCUAAAGAAGACACUCAGCCAAGAUUACUUAUCCUACUUAGAAAUAAUUAAGUAAUUUCUCCAAACAUGUUUUGAAAGUUUUAAUCAAAAUAGAUAGCAAAUGCGCAACAGAGCUUUACUGAAUACUAUUGCAACGAAGAAUUCAUUAGGUUGUAUGUUUGUUUGUUGUUUAACAGACUAUUUAUGAUUUGUUUUGGUUGACACGUCUUUCAUGGUUUACAAAGUAUCUCAUUGCGUCACCCAAUUUUUCCUCUAGGAAUAUAUUUUUUGGCGCUUUACCCUCCCCACCCCCCCCUCUUACUUCCUCUAUUAUCUUUUCCAGUGGUACUUCCCUGGGG